Messenger RNA from Pteronotus mesoamericanus, 575 nucleotides. RefSeq names its product late endosomal/lysosomal adaptor, MAPK and MTOR activator 2 (gene LAMTOR2). The record is from RefSeq and is a predicted model, not a curated record. Gene Ontology annotation, cellular component: Ragulator complex. The coding region runs from base 97 to 474 and encodes 125 amino acids. NCBI's taxonomy places the organism in Eukaryota, Metazoa, Chordata, Mammalia, Chiroptera, Mormoopidae. The transcript is spliced from 4 exons. Gene Ontology annotation, biological process: positive regulation of TOR signaling; cellular response to amino acid stimulus. Gene Ontology annotation, molecular function: molecular adaptor activity; guanyl-nucleotide exchange factor activity.
UUCCGGAGCGGGGCAGUACCGGAAGCGGCAGGCGGAGCCCGGCAGGAGGCAAUUCGAGGGUCUGGGUGCAAAAGCCCAGGAAUAGGAGUCGCAGGCAUGCUGCGUCCCAAGGCUUUGACCCAGGUGCUAAGCCAAGCCAACACUGGAGGUGUCCAGAGCACCUUGCUGCUGAAUAACGAGGGAUCUCUACUGGCCUAUUCUGGUUACGGGGAUACGGACGCCCGGGUCACCGCAGCCAUCGCCAGUAACAUCUGGGCCGCUUACGACCGAAACGGGAACCAAGCGUUUAAUGAAGACAAUCUCAAAUUCAUCUUAAUGGACUGCAUGGAGGGCCGCGUAGCCAUCACUCGAGUGGCCAACCUUCUGCUGUGUAUGUAUGCCAAGGAGACCGUUGGCUUCGGAAUGCUCAAGGCAAAGGCCCAGGCCUUGGUGCAGUACCUGGAGGAGCCCCUCACCCAAGUAGCAGCAUCGUAAUGGACGUUGGUGGAAGUAGGGGUCAGGCAAGAGAGAUGACCAUUUCGAGGGGCAAGGCCCCCUCGGGAAACCUUCCUGGACUGUGGGGGGAGGGUGGGGCU